Messenger RNA from Anthonomus grandis grandis, 1263 nucleotides. RefSeq lists its product as uncharacterized. The record is from RefSeq and is a predicted model, not a curated record. The transcript has 2 exons. The coding region runs from base 216 to 746 and encodes 176 amino acids. Lineage: Eukaryota; Metazoa; Arthropoda; Insecta; Coleoptera; Curculionidae.
ACCUGUUUCAUAAACCAUACUGAUAAUAUUAGCUAUUAAUAUUAGUCUCAUAAAUUAAUAAUAUUAGUAUGCUUUUUUCUGUUUCAUAAAAAUAUAUAUUAGACUAAUAAAAGUGAAGACUAAUAAUAUUAUUUUACUAGUCAGCUGUUUACAAGUUAGUGAGGUUAUGUCAUAAUUUGCGGUGCGGUUCCAUUAAGUGGCGUUAAAUUUGCAUAAUGUCUAAAAUAAGAAGUAAAAGAUCGGAAAAGCAAGUUAAGCAACAAAACUUUCUCCGAAAAAUUAAAGACAUGAAAGAUAGUCUAUUUGGACAGUUUUCUACCACACUGACCAAGGAAACAAAAAGAUCCGCAUGGAUGGAAGUUAGGGACUAUGCGGUUUCUAUUGGAUUGAUUACAUGCGAGAAAGACUACACCUACGUGCGUGAUGCUACUUGGCCUAAUAUUCGGAACCGAACAAUGAUCAAACUUGAUAACGCAAAAAAAACUGGAUCAGAUGGCGGCCCCGAUUCGAAACUUGAUGACACCGACAAGCUAGUAAUUGAAAUAAUUGGAAAAAACUCUCCAGUUAUAGAAGGAAUCGGGGUCGCGGAUUCAAUGGAGGAAGAGGUUGUAACCCAAACUCUACCGACUAAUACUGAGACAUUACCUGAUGUAACAGAGAUAAAAGAGGAUGUGGGAAAUACAUUUGAAGAUGUCGUAAGCCCACCGCUGAAGUCCCAAAAGUUAACAAGAGGUUAUUAUCGAUAGUUCCUAAAUUAAUUUUCAAUUCCAGCUGGCUUUGGAUAGAAGGCUACAGCUGGACAAAAAUACAUUUCCAUUAGAUAAAGACCUCGAUAAAGACUGUCCUCAUAAAAAGAUUAUUACUUAUAUUUUUUAUUUUUCCACCAAAAAACUCGUUUAUUUUUGUGCAUAGAAAGUAACCUUUCCAAGUAAGUUUUCCAAGCGUGUAUUUAUCAUUCCCUACACUGUCCUUUUUCCAUCAUUUGAUUUGACCUUUUUACUAAAAUUAAUUGUUUUCGGUUGCAGGAUGUCUUAAGAGAAAAAUCAUUGUCCAAAAUUCCAAUGAAACAAAAUACCUCGAGGACCUCAAGAGAAAAAAACUUGAACUAGAAGUCCGAAAAUUGGAGUUGGAAGUGUGGGAUAAAGAAAGGUCACUUAAUGUAAGUCACUGUAACCUUACAAGCCAUAUUGAAGAGCAAAAGGACACACAAAAUAUUACUGAAUAUAUUUUAAAUGAAGAAGGUGAUGUAAUCGGUAUUAAUGA